This is a messenger RNA of Suillus clintonianus, 2348 nucleotides long. RefSeq lists its product as uncharacterized. The transcript is spliced from 4 exons. NCBI's taxonomy places the organism in Eukaryota, Fungi, Basidiomycota, Agaricomycetes, Boletales, Suillaceae. Bases 241 to 2079 code for a protein of 612 amino acids. The record is from RefSeq and is a predicted model, not a curated record. Gene Ontology annotation, molecular function: protein kinase binding; cyclin-dependent protein serine/threonine kinase regulator activity. Gene Ontology annotation, cellular component: cyclin-dependent protein kinase holoenzyme complex; nucleus. Gene Ontology annotation, biological process: regulation of cyclin-dependent protein serine/threonine kinase activity.
AAGACUACGAAGCGGGCUCGGAGGCGCUGCAAUUGUAGUUCUUCCAAUUCAACUCACUCAACCCUUAGCAUUCCGGGUGCUAGACACGCUAUCCCCUGUUUUUGUCUCUAAGCGGAAUAUGCCAACCAUGUCCGCCAAUUUUACACCUCCAUCCAAUACAUACGACAUUUCCUUUUUAUAUAUCUUCAUGAUCCCGACACUUGUUAUUGCCCUCCCGAACUCAAUUCCAGGUUCAUCCAAAUGGCCCUUUAUACUCCUCCAUCUCUCCCAUUAACUCCUUGCAAAAUGGGCUCGACAUCACGUCCCUCAUUGCCCACUGAGCUCCUAGCAACUUGGUCUGCUUGGCGUCCGCUAGCACACACUGGCCUCCUGACUCCUCCAAUGUCUGCAUCUCUACCAAGGAUCGGCGCUCCCCAGGUGACGUCCUUGCCACCCAUUGCUCACUUUGAUCGUCAGGUAUCAUACAUGCAUCCAAUAACACCACCGCGUACUCAAGACGCGUCUGCUUGGUCGCGACCUGUUCACGUCGCGGACGUGUCACCCGAACCCUAUGUGAGCGAGGUGGACCACCACGCGCAUCCCUUUCAGCAAAAGCCUGCACCGUCUGAAGAUGUCCCUCGUCCAAUUGAUUGGUUUGACGACUCCCUCAAGAGAUCAUCACAUUACAUCGCAGAGAAAACUUGCGAAAUGAUAUGCUACCUAUGGUUCUCUUCGUCACUUUCGACCUCGACAUCUACUCAACCACUCACCCCUCCCUAUUCACCUGAAAUUCCUGCCGCCACCUCCUCUCUUCAGCUUGCUGCAACGCCGACCUUUGUGUCCUUUAUGCAGAAGUUGCUAGAAACUACCCAGGUCAGCCAAUCGGUGAUCGUCUUGUCUCUCCAUUACAUAUGGCGACUCAAGGAACGAAACCGUUUCACCGCUGGUUUGCCCGGAAGUGAGUUUCGCAUCGCGGUCGCCGCGCUCAUGAUGGCAAACAAAUUUCUCGAUGACAACACGUACACCAAUAAGACCUGGUCGGAGGUUUCUGGUAUCGAAUUGACUGAAAUUACCCGAAUGGAGAAGGAAUUUUUAAUGGGAAUCAACUUCAACCUUUACAUAUCGAAGAAGACCUACGAUUCGUGGAUGCACUUAUUGAGAGGACUUGUCCACGCGAAAGAACGAGAGUGUCGUAGAUGGCGUCAUACUCGCGUCCGGCAUCGGACGCCUCGUCACACUCAGCCGAUGUCCGCAGCACCAAUUCGUUCCUAUAGAUGGAGAUGUCACUCGUCAUCCCACCGCGCACGUUCGACCUCGCCCGAACAACCCAUUCAUCCUCGUACUUAUUCGUCUUCAUAUCACGUGACUCCGCCGAAUCCCGUUCUCUCGCCAUGUCUUGCCCCUGGUUUGAAACGCUCGGCUGCUGACGCGUUCUCACCGACUUCGUCAUCGUUCCACGAGUUACCGCCAUUGAAGCGUCCCACGGGCAUGACUUUGCAAAUUCCGGAAACAAGUUAUCCAACGGCCCCUCAUUCGGCUUCACCAGUUGAAUCUUUGCAGUCCUUUGCCAAGAUGUCAUUGUCAUCAUCUUCGCCACACUCCUUACGGUCUGCCCAACAAGGUGAUUCACGCCCGCAGACUUUGGUAGCUGCCUACUCUGCGGAAGGACCCGUGAACGUUCCUCAGAACCUUUAUUAUUACUCGCUUGCUGGGUCAUCGACCGACAAUGCAGCGGAAGAAGAAAGAGUUCGCCGUAAAACCCGAUUGCGGUGUUAUCAACCUCAGCCUCCACCUCCGCCAUCUUAUCCGCCCCCGUCGUAUAUGCCACAGGAUAUCCAGUCCGAGUCUGUCAGCCCUUACGAAAUACACGUCGACGUGCGAGCCGUGCCUCUUCCUCACCUGCACGAUGCCGUCUGGUCUCGGAAGCUUGCUCGACCUCCUUCAUAUGGCGAAAGUUCUUUGCAAUUACCUCCCUUGAGGGAAAACGCAGUUCCGUCAGCUCCUUUCGCCAACGCAGGACCACCUGGUGUCCAUUUUUACUCUGCUUCUAGUCAGCGGGAAUCUCCCGUGUAUCCUUAUAAUUGGUCUUAUGGCAGAUAGUCCUUGGCUACUCAUUCCUGUUUAAUGCACGCGAUUAUUUGCAUCUCAUCGGUUCUUCUACUUUUCACAUCGAACUUCAACUUUGCACUUUUUUCGCCAUAUCAUUUCGUUGCACGCAAUUCAUUGACACUGACAUACAUUCUCGGCAUCCGCAUUUGUAUUUCACUUACAUUUCCACUUUCUGUUAGCAGAGAUCAAGCAGAGAUUACAUUACCCUCAUAGUUAGCUACUACUAUACGAGAAAGAAUGCUAAACUGACAUACAUCGAA